This is a messenger RNA of Vanessa tameamea, 521 nucleotides long. It is a transcript of the gene RpL32, whose product is annotated as large ribosomal subunit protein eL32. The transcript is spliced from 3 exons. The record is from RefSeq and is a predicted model, not a curated record. Gene Ontology annotation, molecular function: structural constituent of ribosome. The coding region runs from base 86 to 490 and encodes 134 amino acids. Gene Ontology annotation, cellular component: ribosome; cytosolic large ribosomal subunit. NCBI's taxonomy places the organism in Eukaryota, Metazoa, Arthropoda, Insecta, Lepidoptera, Nymphalidae. Gene Ontology annotation, biological process: translation.
GUACUUGUCUAUUCCUUCUUCCUUUUCGUGCGGCCGUGUCACCGCGUGGUUCGCAGCCGCGUUUCGUGAAAGAAACAAUUUCAAAAUGGCUAUCAGACCUGUGUACAGGCCCCAAAUCGUCAAAAAGAGGACGAAAAGAUUCAUCAGACAUCAAUCGGAUAGAUAUGACAAACUUAAACGCAACUGGCGUAAACCGAGAGGUAUUGACAACAGAGUGCGUAGGCGUUUCAAGGGCCAAUACUUGAUGCCAAGCAUUGGUUACGGUUCAAACAAAAAAACCCGUCACAUGCUCCCCAAUGGCUUCCGCAAGGUCCUCGUCCACAAUGUCCGCGAGCUGGAAAUCCUCAUGAUGCAGAACAGGAAAUACUGCGCAGAAAUAGCUCACGGAGUGUCUUCUAAGAAGCGAAAGACUAUCGUGGAACGCGCACAACAGCUCAGUAUCAGAGUCACUAACGCCGCCGCGCGUCUCCGCAGCCAGGAGAACGAAUAAACUAUAAUAAAUUUUAUAAAAGCCUAAAUAA